Messenger RNA from Kickxella alabastrina, 909 nucleotides. RefSeq names its product mitochondrial carrier domain-containing protein. Gene Ontology annotation, biological process: transmembrane transport. Gene Ontology annotation, molecular function: transmembrane transporter activity. NCBI's taxonomy places the organism in Eukaryota, Fungi, Kickxellomycota, Kickxellomycetes, Kickxellales, Kickxellaceae. The record is from RefSeq and is a predicted model, not a curated record. The transcript is spliced from 2 exons. The coding region runs from base 1 to 909 and encodes 302 amino acids.
AUGGUAUUAUACGAGAACCGCACUCUUGCUUCAGCCAUAACGGCGGCGGUGACCGGCAUGCUGGCUGGAUACCCAUUUGACUCGCUCAAAACUAGAAUGCAAACAUAUCAUUACCCGUCGCUGGUGGCCUGCGCCCGACGAUCAAUUGCCGAGGAGGGUAUUGGCGGUCUGUACCGAGGGCUGCUCCCGCCGUUGAUUACCGCAUCUGCGGCCAAAUCCAUGUCAUUUUCAGUUUUCGAACAUACAAAGCAAUGGCUGCGAAAACACGACCCUUACAAAGACCGCAAUCACUCGCUGGGAAUGACCAACUUUCAACGCAAAACAGUCGGAUCAGUCGCGCUGAGCGCUGGAGUGUCUGGCAGCAUUUCAGGUGCAAUCAUAUCCGUGUUGUGUUGUCCGCUGGAGCUGAUAAAAGUGCAGAUGCAGCUAGCGAACCUUUUGAACAAAGAUGUCGGAAUGGCUUCUGGAAGCACGAACGCAGCCAUCUCAUCGUCGUCGCAUGUUAUUCUUUGCAUUAUAGUGCGCGACUCGAGUGGAACAGCGAUAUACUUUGCAUCGUACGAGACAGUCAAGGAGACACUGCGCAGGCUCACUGGAUCCGACACGACUGGCCCCUUGACGCACAUGCUGGCGGGCGGCACAUGCGGUGUAGUGUCAUGGCUGCUCAUUUUCCCAGUUGACCUUGUCAAAUCAACCAUGCAGUCACAGGUUCUCAAACCCAAGGGCACUCAGGAGUACAAGAGCGCGUGGCAGUGUGUGCGCAGUAUCUACAGCAAGGUGGGGAGCACCGGGUUUUACCGAGGAAUCUCCGUCAGCCUCAUCCGCGCGUUCCCGAUUCACGGAUUAAAUUUUGUAGUUUACGAGUGGGCGCGUGCCAACAUUUGCAGACUGGCUGGAAAACCGGAGUAG